This is a messenger RNA of Pristis pectinata (smalltooth sawfish), 1352 nucleotides long. It is a transcript of the gene c1h7orf57, whose product is annotated as chromosome 1 C7orf57 homolog. The record is from RefSeq and is a predicted model, not a curated record. The transcript is spliced from 11 exons. NCBI's taxonomy places the organism in Eukaryota, Metazoa, Chordata, Chondrichthyes, Rhinopristiformes, Pristidae. The coding region runs from base 193 to 1167 and encodes 324 amino acids.
ACCGGGCCGCAUUCUGGUUGCCACAGUCACCGUUUGGGAGUUGCCAUGACGACGGUCUGGCAGUUGCCAGUGAAAACAUUGGGCCAAGUCGUUGCAGGCGGCGCAGAACCCUGAUCUCAGCGGCUCCAGGUGUUGCAAGCAUUUGGGAAGGCAAAAGUUCCAGAUUAAUCUAUCAUCAACUGAAGGAGAAUAAUGAAUGACUGUAAAAUCAUUGACCAAUCUGGACAAUUGAAACCGAUGUCAUAUAUGAAAGAAGAAAAUUCUAAUAAUAAACAACGGGAAACUUCACUGAUGCCUGGUCUUGGCUACAUGACAACUGGCGAGGAAAGAUUCCGAGGACGCCGUAAUGUUAUUUUUGAUUCUGAUUCUGACUACGUGAAAUUGGCAAAGAGAGGGGGUCUGCCAGAUUUAUUGACUUUUGGUGACUUGUCCCCAAAACCUGCAUGUGCUUCCUUCAGGAAACCUGAGUGGCUAACUUCUGAAUCUUCAUUCCAAGGAAACAAUCAGAUAAUCGAGAAGAAGUUUUCAGAUUCCAUGUCUCAAGACACAGUCCUAGAUGAACUAGAGGGCAGAAACUGCAAUCUUUCACCCAUUGAGGCAGCUGACCAACAAUUACGUGAGAAGGAAGAAAAUCAAGAAGACUCAGGAAGCAUUAAGUCAGGGACUCCUGAAAUUGGUAUUAGACGGCAGCGGGAUAGAAAUACGCCAUCUCAGCUUCAGAUGGAGGCUAUGACAUUGGGUACUGAAACAAAUCAGCAAAUGAUGCAGCUUGCCAUGCCAGUCAACCGAAUAAGUAAUAGAUUUACACGUAGAAAGGAACCACCAGUUAGCAUGCAGAAGCUGCUUAGUUUUGGCUAUGCUGAUGAUUGGUUUUCCGAACAUAAGGAUGUGAAAACCACCAAAGAGCAAAAUAUGGAUUCUGGAAGAGAAGAGUCAGAGCAAACAACAAAUAGAGAAGAGCAUUCAGUUGCUAUGAAAGAUGACGUUUUGCUUGAGGGAAAUCAGCCCACGUAUCGAGGAAAAAGGAUGACUGGCAUCAGAGGAUGUGGGAAGAACAAAGGUACUCCGGAAAACGACUCCUUCUUCAAAAUUUUUGGCGAGCACAGGCUUACAGAUAUUCCUGGGAAUGUGGAGAACCGUAUGCAGUCUGAAAUUGCUCUUGCGUGAAAAGUGACAGAAUCUGAUUGUAGAUAAUAAGUAAAUUAAUAUAAAAGUACUGCAUGUUUUUGAAAUACUGAAUUUUUUUUAUAGUUGUCAUUCUGAUUGAUGCUCAUAACUGAAUAAUACAUAAAUAUGAAUAACUAAUUCAAAUUCUGUGAUUUAAUAUCACCUACUUUUUUGAGCUGAAUACA